AUGGGACUGUCCGAGGCUCCCUCUUCUCCCACUUUCCCUGCCCUUGACCCUGUCAUCAUGGACGACGAGAUGGAGUCCGCCUUCCACAACGCCAACAUGGAUUUUCUCGACCCGACCAAACUCGACAUUCCCUCCCAAUCGGCUGGGGGCGAUUUCGACGAUUUGUUUGCCCGGGUGACCAACUCCCGCCCGAAUGGCGCCCCGGAGUCCUCGAAGCAUUACCAAGACCAACACCCGCUGAGACAACAACCAGUCCUGGCCGCCGAAUCCCCUGCCGAGUCGCCUGAAGCCUCCAGUCGCAGUUCCUCCUCGGAAUCUCCACGAAACCACUUACGUCAUGCCUCGAUCGCUUCCACCAACUCCGUCGCCCACAGCGACAACCCGCAGACAUCAGUUGGCUACCAAACAGAAGAUUGGAUGCGUCCAGAGCUGUCGUCGGUCAAAGAAGAGUCUCCGUUCAACAUCGAGCCUUCUUUCCCUAUGGAUGGUGGGUUCUCCAUGGACCCCGACCUCGAGACGAGCAAUAAGGCGAUGGACGCGGCAUUUGACUUUGAGAGCGCUGCCAGCAGUCCGAGCCCACUCAAGACCGAAAACCUGCCUCUGCCAAAUUCCCAUCAAAAUCAUUCGCAAUCGCAGAUCUGGAGUCCCUCGGCUGCACCGGCAGCCCCGGUCCAAAACGGUGCCGCGGCAGUACCCUCGGCCCAUGCGCCAGGAUCGCCGCUUUUUGCUUUUGGUAUGAAGGAGCAAUCGCCCUUUUCGGGAGUCUUCAGCAACGGCAAUGAAAGGCUAUCCGCCCCGCAAUGGGGUGGGCAGUCGCCCUCGUCGCUCUUGGAAGAGAGUUUUGGAGGCAUUAACAUGAACGGACAGUCUCCACUGAACUCCAUGUCACCAAAUAUGCGAUUUGGGUCACCCAACUCCUAUACCUUCCCGGUCAAUUUUGCCUCGUCCCCGGCACAGACGGAUUCCACCAAUUCAGUGCAGCCCGUGCUGACCGUCCACCCGACCUCGCUCAAAUCGCGCGUCGAAACUCAAAUCCCGAUCCGAUUGACGCUCUCUCCGCUGCCGGCCGGCGUAAAGAAGUUGCGCCUGCCAUCGCACACCAUCUCGAAACUUAAAUUCCUCGCCCCUCCCUCCACUGAACCCACCCCCGAAGUCCUCCAGCUCUACACAAGUCUGGUCUGCACAAGUGCGAUGCAAGACCGGGAAAAGCUAAAGCGCGCCUUUGCCCGCACAAGGAGCGACAGAUAUCACUCGGGAGUGAACCCUAACGACGAAGAACGACCGUUGGACGGUGGUGACGUGAAGAUUUGUGCCGGAUGUAUUCAAAGAGAACGCAAGCGUGCGUCUCGGAAGAAGCAGCGGAAACCGGAAGAGGACGAAUUGUUCCAAAAGGACGAGGAGAAGAGGGUGAUAGUUUUUAACACAAGUGAAAUCAAGGAAUGGACAGAACCACCGAAGAAAGCAUCUGCCAAUUAUGGCGACAUGCCGCCCGCGCCGCCAGGGUCGAUGCAAGUGGAGCUGCCGAUGCGAAUCGCCUGCUACUGCCGUCAUCAGAAUGAGAAGCUUGGUUUUCAGGUCAUCUUCACAGUCAAGGAUUACCAGAACAACGUGGUGGCCCAAGCGAUCACAAACUCGAUCAUGAUCACUGAUGACCACAAAACGCAAGCACCAUCAGCACCUGCAUCGACUGGCCCCUCACCGUCGCUUCCCGACGGCACACAGCUGCCGGGCGUUGGGGUUUUCUCGUCAGGGUCGAAUGGUGAGGGCCAAGGCGCAAAUGGUGCCUUUGCUUCUCCUCAGUCACCCACAGAUUUGCAGGGUCUCCAGCAAAGAUUCAGCUCGCAUUAUCAGCUUACGCCUAGUUCAUUCGCUGCUCCACAGCCGAAUGGCGGUCCCUCUAGCUCGCAGACUCCCCGCAGCCUGUCUCGACAGGCCUCGCCGACGGACUUCCCAGGUCCCCAGACAAAACGACGGAAGCACAGCAGUUCAGGACGACUGCCGUCGGAGUUGACCAUGACUCGACUUGAGACACCCCAGUCAUCGAGUUCAGCAAUGACCAAUGCCGCCCAGCUUGCGGCGGCUCGAGGAUAUGCUUCGCCGACGGAACGGCCGUUCGUCACCCCAUCGUCCAUGUCUGGACAAUACGGAAAUGGGCCGCCAACUCCCAAUCAGAGCACUGACAACAACCCUUUCUUCAAUCCUACGCCCGCUCAACGGCAAAGCUUGGAUAGUCUUGCUCAGCAAUCGCUGGGCUCUGCUCCAAAUUCGGCACAACCUAGUCGCCCCGGCACACCAGGUGGCUCUGGGCGGAAUGGUUUCCAGGAUCAGAACCUCGCGCUUGCGCUGGGUGGUACUCCUGCCAACCAAGUCUGGCCGUCUGUUUCCCAGGCUCCUACCCGGCUACCCUCGGUGAUCCACAAGCUUGUACCAGCGGAGGGCUCAAUUACAGGAGGCACGGAGGUUACAUUGUUGGGAAGUGGUUUCUACCCCGGAAUGGAGGUUGUCUUUGGCGAUACCCUCGCAACCACAACCACCUUCUGGGGUGACAAGUGUCUGAACUGCUUGACACCUCCGGCUCUCCAGCCAGGGUUGGUGUCGGUGGUCUUCAAACACGAACACCCAACGUUUGGGCAAGUGCAGCAGGUCCAACCUCUUAUGCCCAAGCAGCAACUGUUUUUCAGAUACGUGGAUGACCGUGAGCUCCAAAUGUAUCGUCUAGCGCUGAACAUCCUGGGACAAAAGCUUGGUAGUCAAGCAGAUGCCUUCCAAACUGCUCAGCAGAUCAUGGGAAGCGACCCGAAUGCAUUCCUCAACGUGCAGAAGGAUCUGCAAGGCGGUGGCUCUUCUGGUGGUCACCAGCGCCAGGUGCCAGGGAUGGAGGCUCAAGGAAAACUCAGCGAUCUCGACUCCAAGAUGCUGACUUACCUGGAAUACAUCGACUUGGACGAUAGCCCACGAUUGCCUCGUUACAACUCUCGCAGCACGACUGGCCAGACCCUUCUGCAUUUUGCGGCCUCCUUGGGCCUGACUCGAUUUGUUGCCGGACUGUUGGCCCGUGGUGCCAACCCUGACAUUCAGGAUAGCACUGGCAAUGCUCCCAUGCAUCUUGCAGCUCUUCAUGGCCAUGCUCAUAUUGUCCACCGACUCCGAUUGAUUGGAGCUAAUGCCAAUGCUCGCAGUGUGCGCGGAUUUACGCCCGCGGACCUGGCAACCACUCUUCCCGCACACCAAGCUGCCUUGCUUCCGUCUCGCCACUACCGGGCUCGCAGCGUUGGCUCUCUUUCCUCCCGCCGGAGACACAGCAGCUCUGCCUCCCUCAGCUCUCUUUGGGAGGUUUCAUCAGCAUCUGGGUCACUGGGUCAUGCUGUUGAUGACUCUGAGGAUCUGGAUGACUCUGAAGAGCUGGACAGCGAAGAUUCCGACGCCCCGGUAUUCUUCAGCUCGUCCCGCCGAUCUAGCAUGCACCAAGAUGCCAUUCCCCCGGUUGUGGACGUUGGUGAACAGCCUGCAACACCCGAUACUCGUGGUUUCUCACCACCGGCAGCCAUUGUCGCCUGGCAGAACCAUUUGACUGCGCAGAUUCAUCAGUUCCAGCAGAGUGUUGCCAAUGCCUUCCCCAACAUGCCCGCGCUGCCUCCAAUGCCCGCUUUGCCGGACUACCAGGCGAACCAGAUGAUGCGCCGCAUCACGAACCUGGUGCCUCACCGGCCGGCAACUCGGGGAGACGGAUGGUGGGACUAUCUGAAGGGCAACGCCUCUCCGACCCAAACCCAGCCGCCUUCGUACGACGAAUUGUACCCGCACCAGCAGCAGAACGAGGAGGGCGAGGCUGCGGAAAUGAAGAAGACUGCUCUUCUUCGUGCCGCUACUGAGGCAGCCCUAGACCAACACUUCGAGGCGCAAAGCAAUGUCGCCUCUACUUCUGCGUCGGCCUCGACCUUGACCUCGACGGCUACUGCUAUGGCGGAGCCUGCCCAUACAGCCAAGGAUGAUCUCAAGGACAUCACAAUUGGGCGUAAGGUCAUCUCUCGCGAACAGCAGAAGCACCUGCGUGAGCACCAAGCUCGCCGCAUGAAGGGGUUGGGUAGUGACCGCAAUCUCUACUUUAUUUGGAUUCCUCUGCUGCUAUUGGUUAUUUGUGCUUGGAUGCGGAAUUAUGUGCCCGGUAUUUGGCAAGGCGUUACGGACGGCUUUGAAUUUGUGAAGGCUCGCUACACACAGCGGGCUGUGGAAUUGGGCAUCUAG
Penicillium argentinense is the source of this 4245-nucleotide messenger RNA. Its product is annotated as putative membrane-tethered transcription factor (SPT23). The transcript is spliced from 3 exons. Gene Ontology annotation, molecular function: protein binding. The coding region runs from base 1 to 4245 and encodes 1414 amino acids. NCBI's taxonomy places the organism in Eukaryota, Fungi, Ascomycota, Eurotiomycetes, Eurotiales, Aspergillaceae. The record is from RefSeq and is a predicted model, not a curated record.